CACGUCUUGGAAGUGGUAGGGAGGGUGUUUGGUACUGCUACUAGCUUAGCUUUGUUUGUUUGUAACACUGGGAAAACCUUGUUUCGUCUCUCUCUCCCUCUCCCCCUCUCCCCCUCUCCAAUUAUUUGUUUUUUACUUGUGAAAGACCACUCCUUUUAAAAAACCAGCUCUUUCUCUCUCUACUCAAACAGUAGAAGAAACCCAACUCAAGAUGCGCGUCCAACUCUCUGAACUUUGUUCUUCCUCCUCUUCCUGCUCAUGAACUCAACGACCGCGGAAUGGCCGAGGUGUCCAGAAUGGAUUUUGGGCUGAUGGGUUUGGAGGGUUUGGUGGGUCCCGACGCUGGAGGAGGAGAGGCAGCGGGAAAAGUUGGUGACGGAUCUGGCUCCGCCUCCACCAAGCAGCAAAGAUCUUGGCCGGCGGAGGACGACUGGACGACCUCAAAAAUGCCGAAAAACGAAGACUUGAAUGCUCCCAAGACAAUGCCAUUGCAGUACCAGGGGACACCUCUGCUGAGAUCUAAUUCUCAGCUGCUUCCUCCUCCAGCUGAGACUCACAGGCAGGAGCAAAUGCUGAGCUUUUCUAACAACAAAUCAGAAGUCAGUUUUCUCAGCAAAGAUGGAGACUUUGCCUACUACCAGAGGAAUCCCAGUGCCAUUCUCUCUCCUUACCCAAGGAAUGCAGGCUCACCAGGUUAUGGAAGCUUGAAUCUGAGCAUGCAUGGGCCUUUGACUGGGGCUAGAGGACCCUUCACUCCUUCUCAGUGGAUUGAGCUGGAGCACCAGGCCUUGAUCUACAAGUACAUGACUUCAAAUGUGCCUGUCCCUUCCAAUCUGCUCAUACCUCUCAAGAAACCCCUCUACACUUAUGGCUUGUCUGGUCCUUCUAAUCCCACCUCAAUAGCGUGGGGCGCUUACCAUCUGGGCUUCUCUGGCAACAAUGAUCCCGAACCUGGGAGGUGUCGCCGGACGGAUGGGAAGAAAUGGCGUUGCUCGAGAGAUGCUGUUGCAGAUCAGAAGUAUUGUGAAAGGCAUAUUAACAGGGGCCGCCAUCGUUCAAGAAAGCCUGUGGAAGGCCAGCCUGGCCAGGCCGUCUCUGGGACCAGUAAUUCAAAGAGGGUGCCUAUGAAUUCGUCAAUGUCAACAUCCGUGAUGGCAAGCAAUGGCGCAUCCAACAGUGUCACAACCAUGCCGCAGCAGUUCAAAAGCUUGCAGCCUGCUGUUGCUGCCAAUCCUUCGCCUGCAGAUGCCUUUGUCAACAGGAUGCAAGAUCCACGUGGACUUUCCGUGAUGUCUGCUCCUAGCCUUAAGCCGAAAUCCAACAAUUCGACUUCUAAAAUUGGGAAACAAGAAUUCCUAGCGGAAGAAUCCUCCCAAUCAGAGUUUGGAAUUGUUUCUACUGAUUCACUUCUCAACCCUUCACAUAGGAACUCGUACAUCUCUAAAGAUUUUGGUGGUUCUUUCCUAGACUUCCCUGAUCAAGAAAGUCAAGACCAACAUCCGCUUCGCCAGUUCAUGGAUGAUUGGCCUAAGGACCAGUCCAGUCACUCAGUCUCUACUUGGCCUGAAGAAAUAAAAUCAGACUGGACUCAGCUGUCAAUGUCGAUCCCAAUGGCAUCCUCGGAGUUCUCAUCAUCCUCUUCCUCCCCAACGCACGAGAAACUUGUGCUCUCACCGCUGAGGCUAUCCCGGGAGUUUGUGCCUACCCAAAUGAAUUUGGGAAUGAGCAAUGACCUUAGCGAAUCAAGCCAGGAACAAACUAAUUGGAUACCUAUCCCCUGGGGAAAUUCAAUGGGGGGUCCUUUAGGAGAGGUCAUAACCAACACCACCAGCAGUGGGAAGAUCUGCAAUAACUCAACAUCGCCGCUUAACCUCUUAAAUGAUGGGUGGGAUGGCAACUCUCAGUUGGGAUCUUCCCCAACUGGUGUCUUGCAGAAGUCAACGUUCUGUUCGCUUUCAAACAGCAGCUCAGGGAGCAGCCCAAGAGGAGGUGAGAUCAAGAAGAGUAGCCUUGAUGGGGCAAGCAUAUAUGAUGACGUGCUAGGUUCGACCUUCGCAAGUUCCUCAGUUCCAUCCCUGUAAAAUUGUCAAAGCUACAAACUGAGGAGACAAGGCAUGAACUUGCAGUAACCAUUUGUGAUCUUUUCAGUUUCUCUCUUUUUCUUGUUCCUUAUCCUCCUUUUAAUUGUUUUUUUAUUCGUGGGUUACAAACUAGACAUGGUGAUCCGAAUAUGCAUAGGUAUUAGCCAGUUUGGCUAGUGUGGAUUUGUUGGUAUCUAUAGUUUCUCCCUUUAUGAAUUCUAAAGUAAUUGAUACUUUUGUUAAUA
Messenger RNA from Pyrus x bretschneideri (Chinese white pear), 2326 nucleotides. Its product is annotated as growth-regulating factor 1. The record is from RefSeq and is a predicted model, not a curated record. Gene Ontology annotation, cellular component: nucleus. Lineage: Eukaryota; Viridiplantae; Streptophyta; Magnoliopsida; Rosales; Rosaceae. Gene Ontology annotation, biological process: regulation of DNA-templated transcription; DNA-templated transcription; developmental process. Gene Ontology annotation, molecular function: ATP binding.